AUGAGUACUUUGGAAGAGGUAGCAUAUGAAAAGCUGAUAGAAGAAUUAAAAAACAAAUAUCCAUUUUUUAAAAAAUAUAAUAAUGAUUUUUUUUAUAAUGAAAACAAAAAUGAUAAAUUAAUAAAAAAGUGUUUUGAUAUAUAUAAGACAAAUUCUGAAGAUGGUGAUGGAAAUGAAGAUGAAGAUGGAGAUAAAGAUGAAGAUAAAGAUAAAGAUAAAGAUGAAGAUGAUGAAAUAAAAAAAUAUACUAACUUAUUAGUAGAAGAAAUGGAUAAAUCGUUUUAUAUGUUAGAAAAAAAUAAUACGAUAAAUUCUUUAUGUAACACCUUUUUAAAGAGUUACAAAUAUAAUACAAAUAAUUACUACGAUUAUAUUAAUAAAAAUUAUAUGAGUUCGGAUCAUUUUCAAAAAAAUAUGGAAAAUUAUAUACAUAGAAAAUCGAACAAAUUGUUUAACCAAGAUUCUAAAAAUUUACAAAAAAAUUUACAAAAAAAUUUGCAAAAAAAUUUACAAAAAAAUUUACAAAAAAAUUUGCAAAAAAAUGUUCACACAGUUCAAAAUAAAGAAGAAAAAAAUACAGAGCCCACACAAAAGUGCAUAAAAAAAAGAACUAUGGAAGUAGAAAAAGAAAAUAAAAUAAAGAAAAAAAAAAAAAAUAACGAUACAGAAAUUAUUUAUCUUAAAGAUAUUCAUAAUAUUGAAAAAAAUUCUGGCGAACAAAAUGAAAUGCUUUAUUUUAUUCAGCACAGAAUAAAAAAUAAUAUAAAUAUAGGUUUUUGUGAUAUUUCUUAUAUCCCAUUUAUUAAAACAUGUUUUUAUAUAAAUUAUGGGUGUGCUAAUGUAAAUAUUUUAAAUAAAAAAUUGCACACCGUUUUUAUGAUUGAUAAUUGUAUAAAAAAAAAUAAUACCAGCAGCGGCGACAAUAAUAAAAACGAUAAAAACGAAAAUAAUAACGAUAAAAACAAUAAAAAUAGUAAUAAACAUAAAAACGAUAGUAAUAACGAUAAACAUGCGCAAAAAUAUAAAAGAAUUAUAGCAUUUGGAAGCUUAGGAAAAAAAUUAUUUUUAAAAAAUAUAAAACCCCAUUCAAUUGUAAAGGGAUGGAUAUAUAAAUAUGAUGUUACAUGUAAAUGUUUUUUUAUAAAAAUUUUUUCAAUUAAAAAUGAAAAUAAUAUAGACGAUAAAUGCGCAAAUAAUUUAUCUCAAAAUGGUGUAAAAAGUUAUCGGAAAAAAAAAGAUACCAAUAAUGAUGCACACAAACAUGACGAAACAAAUAAUGAUGAUACACACAAACAUGACGAAACAAAUAAUGAUGAUACAUACCCAAAUGACGAAGCAAAUAAUGAUAUACAUACUAACAGUUCGCAAAUACAAUAUUUAAUGGAAUCCAAAUUUAAAAACGAAAAAAGAGAAAUUAUUGCAUGCCUUCCUUUUAAAUUUAUUAAUAACUUUGAGUUUGUAAAUAAUUUAGAUAUUCAAGGUUUAAAAAUAGAUCAGAAUUUUAAACAUUUUCUAGGUAUGAAUAUAUGUGCACAUAUUUAUAAUAAUCAAAAAUAUAUAGAGACAAACUUUGAUAAUAUAUUAAAUAAAUAUGAUUUUGAUUUUUUUAUUACAUUUAAUUGUGAUAAUUAUAUACAUAGUGAUAAAAUCGGAUUUAUAAUUAAAGAAUUACCUUGUGAUGUUUUGAAAAAUCAAAAUAUAAUUAGUGAUAACUCAAAAGGGUGUACUAAAUUUUUAUUAAGCAUUUUUAAUUUUUUACUUUUUUCCAGUAACCAAUUUUUAAAUGCUGAAAAUAUUAUAUAUAAAGAAAAAUAUUUUUUAUUAAAUUUAUCACAUAUACCAUCAUUAAUACAUUUUAAUUUUAGAAACAACUUAUUUAAAAUAAAUAUUGGAUAUACUAUAACUCAAAAACAGAAUCUAUUUUGGUCUAAUACCACUUUUAUCGAAGCAUUUGAAAUAUAUAAAAAUAAUAGUGAGUAUUAUAAAUUUUUAAAAAAUUAUUUUUAUUUAGAUUAUAAUAAAACGAAUUUUACUUGUAUUUAUGAAUAUCGAAAAAAUAAAUUCACAACUGAGUCAAACAAGCAUGUUGCCAGAAAAAUCGACACACCGAGAGAAAUGCACGAAAAAAAUGGCGAAAAAAAAGACGAAAAAAAUGGCGAAAAAAAUGGCGAAAAAAAAAAUGAGGGCCAAAAUGAGGGCCAAAAUGAGGGCCAAAAUGAGGGCCAAAAUGAGGGCCAAAAUGAGGGCCAAAAUGAGGGCCAAAAUGACGGCCAGAAUAGCGUGGCACGGCUUAACGCUGAACAAUCGAUAAUUUCCAAAGUCAAAUUUUUAAACCCCAAUUUAUAUAAAACGAAAUGGAUAUACGAUUUCUUGGAAUGCAUAAAAUUGAGUAUUAACUUAAAUAAUAAUAAUAUUUUAGCAAAUUUUUUGCUUAGCUUAGUGCUUUUUGAAUUAAGCUGUUAUUCAGAGUCUUUCCUUUUUCUUUUUCGAAUUUUUAAAAUAAAAAAAAUAUUUAUAGAUAGUUAUAAAUUAAAAAAUAUUAUAUGUACAAUUUUUAUUAACCAAUUAAAUAAACCUGUUAAUAAAGAUAUAUUAUGGAAUAACAUUAUUAAUUUCAAACAAUAUGAUUUAUUUAAUAUGAAAGAAGAUAGUUCUGAAAAAUAUUGCAAGAAUGUAUUUAAACGAAAUAAAAACAUAAUAAAUAUUCUCAAUAAUAUUAAGCUAAAAUAA
Molecule: messenger RNA, 2730 nt
Organism: Plasmodium yoelii
Lineage: Eukaryota; Apicomplexa; Aconoidasida; Haemosporida; Plasmodiidae
Product: conserved Plasmodium protein, unknown function
Exons: 1
Coding region: 1-2730 (909 amino acids)
Biological process (GO): chromatin remodeling; positive regulation of transcription by RNA polymerase II
Cellular component (GO): histone acetyltransferase complex
Molecular function (GO): histone H3 acetyltransferase activity
Source: RefSeq, a predicted model, not a curated record